Lactuca sativa (garden lettuce) is the source of this 855-nucleotide messenger RNA. Its product is annotated as Plant invertase/pectin methylesterase inhibitor superfamily protein. Gene Ontology annotation, biological process: negative regulation of catalytic activity. Lineage: Eukaryota; Viridiplantae; Streptophyta; Magnoliopsida; Asterales; Asteraceae. Gene Ontology annotation, molecular function: enzyme inhibitor activity. The record is from RefSeq and is a predicted model, not a curated record.
CAUCACGCGUUGUUUCAGUCACAUUAAUAUCUUCUCUUUCUGACGGUCUCCUAUUUAGUUGCUUCCCACCUACUACCAAUCACACUUUGCUAACUAGCUUCACUUCCUCUCCUCCAUGGCUACCUUCGCCGCCCUCUUCCUCAUCCUCUAUACUCUCUCCGUCGCCACAACCGUAGAACCUUCCCCCUCUCCAGAUCUAGUCCGUUCCUCAUGCCUACACGCCACCUUCCCGAAGGUCUGUGUCACCAGCCUCACCUUAUACAAAGGCCCCGUCACUACCCCACGGGAGCUAGCACAGGCCGCCAUCAAAGUCAGCCUCUCUCGAGCCUCCAAGGCGUCCGACUUUCUUUCCGGCCUGCAGAAGGAGGCGAACAAAAGGGAGAUAGGGGCGGUGAAGGACUGCGCUUCCCAGAUAUCGGAUUCCGUCGACGAUCUCAGAAAGACGCUCGGUGAACUGAAGCAGCUGAGAAGAGGGACAUUCAGGUGGCAGAUGAGCAAUGCCGAGACAUGGGUGAGUGCAGCAUUGACAAACGAAGAUACAUGUCUUGAUGGGUUCAAGGAGAUCGAAGGGAGGGUCAGAUCCGACGUCAAAAAGAAGAUAACAAAUGUGGCAAAAGUCACCAGUAAUGCUCUGUAUCUCAUCAAUCGCCUCGAUCACCCCUGACCUCACCUCAUUUUAAAUCUGUAGUAUCAUUGAUCAUUUCGCUAAUAAUUUAUCAAAUCAAUGAAUGAAUAUGUGUGUGUAAGUUAAUUAUAUAUGUAAUUAGUGUAAGUUUAUUAUGUAAUUAAUCUUUGUAUUUCAUGUAGAUUAGAUGGUUUAGAAUAAGAUGAUGGAUAAUCGAUAAAGUUCAAUAA